AUGAUCAUACCUACAAUCAUAGGUGCGGCGUUCUUUUCCGGGCAGGUGUUCGCCCAGUACCCUCCCCCUCCGGAGGGGUUGGAAAAGAUUGAUUCCAAAGUUCUUCCUGGUGCCAGAAUCACCUACAAGAAGGUAGCGCCUAACGUCUGUGACUCAGCUUCAGACUCAUACGCCGGAUAUGUAUAUUUCCCACCAAAUACGAUGAAGGAUGCAAUCCAAGACUUCCCCGUACACUUAUUCUUCUGGUACUUUGAAUCCCAGUUGGACCCCGCGACGUCUCCGUUGUCGAUAUGGCUCCAGGGCGGGCCCGGAGGCUCGUCGAUGUUCGGGGCGUUUACAGAAAAUGGCCCUUGCGCUGUGAAUGAUGACUCUCAAUCCACAUACCGCAAUGAGCACGCUUGGACGAAGCAUGCGAACAUGCUCUACAUUGACCAACCAGUGCAGACUGGCUUCAGCUACGAUAUCGCCACCAACGGCACCCUGGACCUGCUGAGUGGGAAUGUCAUUCCGGGCUCUGACGCUCAAGGUCCCUUCAACCGGACCGGAACGUUUAGCAGCCAAAGGCUGACGUCCACGGCCAACACCACCGCCAACGCCGCGCGCCAUCUCUGGAACUUUGUCCAAGUGUGGCUCCAAGAGUUCAACGUCUAUAAGGAGCAAUCCAAGAAUGACCGAGUCAGCAUUUGGACCGAAUCAUACGGCGGUCGCUAUGGUCCCGGCUUUGCUGCGUACUUCCAUCAGCAAAAUGAGAGAAUCGCCAGUACCCAUGGUACCUUUGCACCGAUAAACCUGGACACCUUGGGGGUCAUCAAUGGAUGCAUCGACCUCCGGACUCAAGAAACAGCUGACCCGGAUUACGCCUAUAAGGGGAACACCUUUGGAGUUACUGCAAUUAACGAAUCCCAAUGGAAUGACGCAAUCAAUGCCUAUGAGAAGCCUCACGGUUGUCGAGAACAGAUAGACAAUUGUCUUGAUCUCGCCGCAGAAAACGACCCAUAUAUGUAUGGCAAUCAUACAUUGGUCAAUGAGGCUUGCUUCGAUACAAGCACCUAUUGCCAAGCAGAAGUCGAAGGGGCAUAUAUCUUUACCAGUAAGCGAGGUUUCUACGACAUCGGUCACUGCAACUUGGAUCCAUUUCCCGCCAACUAUUUCAUCGGCUACUUGGCCAAGGCCGAGGUCCAACAGGCACUAGGGGUUCCCGUUAACUUCACCUUGCUCUCUAAUACGGUUGGAAAAGCGUUCAAUCUCACGGGUGACUACCCGCGACGAGAUACCAUGGGCUAUCUCGGGGACAUCGCCUAUCUCCUCGAGCACAAUGUGCAGGUAGCACUGCUGUACGGAGACCGAGACUACGCCUGUAACUGGAUCGGAGGAGAGCGGGCCAGUCUUAAUGUCCAGUACGAUUCAUCUGCCGCGUUCCAAGCAGCCGGAUAUGCGAACAUCACCCACGGAUCCGAUAUCUGGGGUCAGGUCCGUCAGCAUGGCAACUACUCGUUCAGCCGUAUCUACCAGUCCGGUCACAUGAUUCCCUCAUAUCAACCAGAGGCUGCACUUGAGAUCUUCCGCCGCGUCAUGAGCGGCAAAGAUGUAGAGACGGGAACCGUCGAUGUCACCCCCGGCUAUUCAACCAACGGCACGUCGACGUCCACACAUACAGAUACCUUGCCAUUAGCCCCGGCCCCGACAUGCUACCUUUGGGCCCUGACCGGCACAUGUGCGAAGAAUCAAAUUGAUGCUGUCGGGAAUGAAACCGCGAAGAUUGAGAACUAUGUCAUCACGAGUCCGAAGCAGCCAAGUGAUGCUUGUCCGUAUACGCCUACAUCUGGUGAUUCCGUGGAGCCCGAAUUAUCUCCUGUUUACUGGCGUGAGGACUUGUAG
Messenger RNA from Aspergillus terreus NIH2624, 1878 nucleotides. RefSeq lists its product as uncharacterized. Gene Ontology annotation, biological process: proteolysis. Gene Ontology annotation, cellular component: fungal-type vacuole. NCBI's taxonomy places the organism in Eukaryota, Fungi, Ascomycota, Eurotiomycetes, Eurotiales, Aspergillaceae. Bases 1 to 1878 code for a protein of 625 amino acids. Gene Ontology annotation, molecular function: serine-type carboxypeptidase activity. The record is from RefSeq and is a predicted model, not a curated record. The transcript has 2 exons.